AUGGCUAAAGUACUCCAGAAGGUUGAAUCAACUGAUGUAGGGGUAAAAGAAAUGAUAGCCUCACUGAAUCAGAGGAAGAAUGGAUCAUUACCAAGUGACACCAUUCAGAAUCCCAAGAAGGAUGGGCACUGCAUGGCCAUCGCCACCAGGAGUGGUAAAGUUCUUACUGACCCUAUGUUUGCAGGUACCAAACAUGAACAUGUCUUGGAGCAAGCUGGCAAAGAUGAUCAUGAAACUGUACAAGUAGAUGACUUAGAGGAGGUUCAACAUAAAUCACAACCCGCGAGAGGAAAAGAGAAAGAGGUCAAGGAAAACCUUCCUUUACAGCAGAUUCCCAAACCACCUCCCCCUUUCCCUCAGAGGCUUAGAAAGAAAGUUGAAGAUGGGAAGUUUACAAAAUUCAUUACCAUGUUGAAGCAACUUUCAAUAAACAUUCCACUGGUGGAAGCUCUGGAGCAGAUGCCAGGAUAUGCCAAGUUCAUGAGGAUAUGCGCCAUUGCUACUAGAUCUUUGGUUCAGAAAAAGGAAGACCCAGGUGCAUUCACUAUUCUAUGCACCAUCGGGUCAAUCAGCUUUGCAAAAGCGUUGUGUGAUCUAGGAGCCAACAUCAACUUAAUGCCACUAGCCAUAUAUAAGAAACUGGGAUUGGGAGUUCCAUGA
Messenger RNA from Solanum stenotomum, 660 nucleotides. RefSeq lists its product as uncharacterized. Bases 1 to 660 code for a protein of 219 amino acids. The record is from RefSeq and is a predicted model, not a curated record. The transcript has 3 exons. NCBI's taxonomy places the organism in Eukaryota, Viridiplantae, Streptophyta, Magnoliopsida, Solanales, Solanaceae.